Messenger RNA from Biomphalaria glabrata, 1494 nucleotides. Its product is annotated as proteasome activator complex subunit 3-like. Gene Ontology annotation, molecular function: endopeptidase activator activity. Lineage: Eukaryota; Metazoa; Mollusca; Gastropoda; Planorbidae. Gene Ontology annotation, biological process: regulation of proteasomal protein catabolic process; regulation of G1/S transition of mitotic cell cycle; positive regulation of endopeptidase activity. Gene Ontology annotation, cellular component: cytoplasm; nucleoplasm; proteasome activator complex. The transcript has 10 exons. The record is from RefSeq and is a predicted model, not a curated record. The coding region runs from base 143 to 907 and encodes 254 amino acids.
GGAAAUCAUAAAGUAGUUUCCCUUGUGGAGCCAAUAUCAACGUGAAGAGUUUACUGUUAUUUUUCUUAUUAUUUGAUCUAGUCAAAAUAGAUCUAGAUUGUAGUAUAUAGAGUCUAUCGAGAAGUCAGAAUACAUUUUGAAUAUGACAACAAGAUCAACCGCUAAACUAGAUUCCAAAAAGGUGACAGAAUUUAUUGAACAGUUCAAAACUGAGAGUGAACAGCUUGUCAGAGAAACAUUUCCACAAAAAGUUUUGGAGAUUGAUGCUUUAUUUAAGCAAGUCAAGGGAGAAAACCCCAAAGAUGUUGAACAAGAAGCUACCAUACCUUACCCUGUACCACUGGAGGAAGCAGAAAAUAACUCCACAGAGCAACCCAUUACUAAAAAGAGAAAAGUUGAAGCUGAUGUCAACAAUCACAAUUCCAACAUUUUAGGCACUAGAGUUUUGGUAUUUCCUGGUGGUUCAAUUCCAUUCAACAAAUUUGUACACAAUUAUUGUGAGAAAGCUAAACCUUUAAUGCGAGGCCUGAUGGAGCAUGCCAACAUGGUUAGAAUGUGGAUUAACUUUUUGAUUCCUAAAAUUGAAGAUGGAAACAACUUUGGCGUUUCAAUUCAGGAAGAUGUUGUUGCUGAAGCAAGGCAAGUAGAAAGUGAGGCUGCCAGUUACUUAGACCAGAUAUCUCGUUACUAUCUACAGAGAGCCAGAAUCAUUUCUAAAAUAGCUAAAUAUCCACACAUUGAAGACUACAGGCAGUCAAUUAAAGAAUUUGAUGAAAGACAGAUGUUGAAUCUUCAGAAUGCCAUUUUAGAAAUGCGCAAUCAUUAUGCUUCUCUUCAUGAUAUCAUUAUGAAAAACAUUGACAAAAUCAAAGUUCCGAGGUCAGCCAAUGCACAAAACAUGUAUUAAGUGGUUGUAGCCUGUCUUGUACAUGUUGGACAUUAAACUUUUGUACAUGUUUGUGUAGUAUUUCUUUUGACUUAAUACAAGUUUUAUGGACUAAUAGUCAUUCAUGUUGUUCACUUUAAAUAGAAAAUCUUUGUCUACACAGAAAUAUCAUCUAGAGAUCGUCACAUGUGCUGAUAGUGGCAUAGGAAGAAAUAUUUGUUUGAAAUAGCUUAAUUUGUGAUGAAUUCUGCUAUUGAAAUUGAAGCUUGAUCUAGUGCUAAUGAAAAUAAUUUUAUGAAAGAAGCAACUUUGCAGAAAUAGAAAAAUAUGAAUAAAGCUUUAUCUCGCUGCCUGUUUCUUAGUACCAACUAUUAAUGGGAUAAAUGCUUUUCUUUUUUAAAUGUUGACCAAAAAUGUCCUGAGAAAGGUUUUCAAUGACUGGAACCUUUGAAAGCAAAUUAGCAUACAGAAACAUUGCAUUUAAUGUGUUCAAUUUGUUUUUAAAAUGUUGGUUUGGAUGCUUGUUCUGGUGCAGGAUUGUUUCUUUGUACUUUGUCACCAUGUUGUUUUUUAAUGAAACAAAACUAAAUAAAAAUGUGCUUACAAAA